AAUUUUCCAGCCACAAUCAGGUUGUUCUCCACUUUAAUUAGUAGGUCGUCUUGCAGAACCGCGACGCAUCUACGAACUUUAAACUUGCCAGGUGCUGCAAACUUGGCCAGCCAAUUUUUCAACAACAUUAAAAAUAUAUUACAAUCAGUCCUCACGAUGGCGGCAUCACUUACAGCUGCAUUACCGAAGCCGAAGUACACCGGCGAGGAUGAAGAUAUCCCAGCGCACGCCCAGCAGCGUGGUCCUCGAAUUGUUGGUGUCGGUCAAAUAGACGAAUCGCAAAUUGUCAUUCGAAGAACUGGCCCGCCGCCGUACGGCCAGCGAGCAGGAUGGCGGCCAAGAGGUCAGGAGGAUUUCGGCGACGGAGGUGCUUUCCCAGAGAUUCCGAUCGCGCAAUAUCCCUUAUCGAUGGGUAAAGAGUCGGGUACAAGCAAUGCUCUAGCAAUCCAAGUCGAUGCCGCCGGAAAAGUCAAGUACGAUGCCAUCGCGAGACAGGGCCACGGUGAAGGGAGGAUAGUUCACUCAUCGUUUAAGGAUCUCAUUCCUCUUCGACAACGCGCAGAUGCAGGCGAGAUCAAUCUGGAGAGACCCAGCGAGCAAGAGGUGGAGGAGACCAAAGAACGAACAGCAAAAGCCCUCGCUACGCUUGUUAGCGGUGCCGUUGCAGCCCAGAAGCCGAAGAAUGUCAAUGUUGGGGCGCGAAAGAAUCCUACAUUCGUACGCUACACACCCGCGAAUCAGAUGGGGGACAACUCGAAGAAGCAGGAUAGAAUUAUGAAAAUUGUAGAGAGGCAAAAGGAUCCUAUGGAACCACCAAAGUUCAAGCAUAAGAAGAUCCCGCGUGGACCUCCCAGCCCUCCGCCGCCCAUCAUGCACUCACCACCACGGAAGUUGACCGCCGAAGACCAAGAAAUGUGGAAAAUCCCGCCCCCAGUGUCAAAUUGGAAGAACCCGAAGGGUUUCACAGUUCCUCUUGACAAGCGAUUAGCGGCGGAUGGUAGAGGUUUGCAAGAUGUUACGAUCAACGACAAGUUCGCACAAUUUUCAGAGGCACUCUUCAUGGCAGAUCGACACGCUCGAGAGGAAGUUCGCCAGAGAGCACUUAUGCAACAAAGACUCGCAGAAAAGGAGAAGGCACAGAAGGAAGAGAACCUACGUAUGCUUGCGCAGAAAGCUCGAGAAGAGCGUGGUGGCGCUUCAAAACGUCGCGACUCUAGAACCUCCCGCGAUUCCCGGUCACGGUCACGAUCACGCAGCUACAGUUAUUCGGAUUCUGGCUCGGAGAGUGACGGCUCAGAUGUCCGCGAAAGAGAAAAGGCCCGUCAAGAGAGACGGCGGGAAGAGGAACGCAAACUUCGCCAGUCCCGCAUGGGUGCGGAGAGGCGGAUUCAGGUCAUGGCAAGAGAGCAGGGCCGUGACAUAUCCGAAAAGAUUGCUCUCGGCCUGGCAAAGCCUACACAACAAGCCGAGUCUAUGUACGAUUCGCGUUUAUUCAACCAGUCCAGCGGUUUCGAUAGUGGUAUCAACGAAGAUAACCCGUACGAUAAACCGCUCUUCGCAGCACAGGAUGCCAUCAGUAGUAUUUAUCGACCAAGCCAGAACAUGGACGAGUACGAGGACGAAGGUGCCGGGGAUCGAGAAAUGGCUAAAAUUCAGAAGACCAGCCGAUUCGGUGAAGUGCUGGGUAAGGGAACCUUUAAGGGGGCUGGAGAUGCCGAGGUACGAGAAGGGCCUGUUCAGUUCGAGAAGGACACAGCUGGCAACGACCCCUUUCAAAUGGACAAGUUCAUGGCCGAGGUGGAUCAGAGUUCUUCAUCCAAGAGAGGCUAUGGGUUACAAGAGGGAGAGUCGAGGCAACCAAAACGUGCUCGGGUGGACGAAGACGACUGAAGUACCAGUAUACCUUAAUAUUUACCACACAUUGUUUUCAUGUGCAUACCUACCUAGCAUAUGGUUGGAGAAGCUGGGGAAUUGCCAGAUAGCGUGCAUCUAUAUAAUCCAAUGGUUUUCCUCCUCA
Messenger RNA from Daldinia loculata, 2017 nucleotides. RefSeq names its product SKIP/SNW domain-containing protein. Gene Ontology annotation, cellular component: spliceosomal complex. Gene Ontology annotation, biological process: mRNA splicing, via spliceosome. The record is from RefSeq and is a predicted model, not a curated record. NCBI's taxonomy places the organism in Eukaryota, Fungi, Ascomycota, Sordariomycetes, Xylariales, Hypoxylaceae. The transcript is spliced from 3 exons. The coding region runs from base 157 to 1890 and encodes 577 amino acids.